Molecule: messenger RNA, 2693 nt
Organism: Heterocephalus glaber (naked mole-rat)
Lineage: Eukaryota; Metazoa; Chordata; Mammalia; Rodentia; Bathyergidae
Source: RefSeq, a predicted model, not a curated record
UUUGAGACAAAGUCUCACCAGGUUGCCCACGAUGAGCUCAAACUUGAGAUCCUCCUGCCCUAACUUCCAGGAGCAUUAGCGUUACAUGCUUUCGCCGUCAGCCCAGCUGGGGUGCACAGCAUUGUCAGUGCCAGCACUGUUGGGUCCCUGGCACAACUGCAUCAUUCAGUGCUCAUGCUGUCCCACGAGCCAGGGCACCCACCUUCGGUCACCACACAGCGGCAGCGGGAAGUGGCCUGGCGCCAGGCCAGGUGCCAGCCUUUUAGAGUCCCUUUUUGUCCUCCUACUGUUCUCAAAGGGCAGAAGAGGAAACUGAGGCCCAGAGAGGAAAAUGGCUUGGCCAGGGUCCUGGGAGUUAGCAGGAGCCCAGGCUACAGCACAGGGACAAAGCUGGGGCCAGGGACAUGUGGGCAGAUGGGGAGGCAGCUCUGCACCAGCCCCCUGUCGUCUCUGCUUCUCUGCCAGGUUCCUGAUGGCCACUCCCAGCAGGGGUGGGCACAUGGGGGGCCAGCGAGACCCCCAGGGGCAUGAGGCAGUCAGGGGCGGGUCCCCUGGGAAGCCAUCCGGGUGGGUGUGGCCUAGGCCCACGUGACCCUGCUGCUGACAUUCCUCAGAGGCCACGUGGCUCCAAGUGGCAGGGACAGCUGCGCACAGGGCUGCAGAGGCAGCUGUGUUCCCAGGGUGGCCCCUGCUCCCAGCCAGGCACCACUUGGCUCCUGCCGGCCGCUGCUUUCCUUCCUGGGGCCCACCCAGGAGGGGUCGUCCCAUGAAGGCCUAAGGGUACGGAGGAGCCACUGGGGUCUCCGUGGGCAAGGGCCGAGGUAGGAUGGGGCAGGACCAGACGAAGCAGCAGAUCGAGAAGGGGCUUCGGCUGUACCAGUCCAACCACACGGAGAAGGCACUGCAGGUGUGGAUGAAGGUGCUGGAGACCAGCCCGGACCCCGCGGGCCGCUUCCGUGUGCUGGGCUGCCUGGUGACGGCCCACUCAGAGAUGGGCCGCUACCGGGAGAUGCUCAAGUUUGCUGUGGUCCAGGUGGAUACCGCCCGUGAGCUGGAGGAUGCGGACUUCCUCCUGGAGAGCUACCUGAACCUGGCCCGCAGCACCGAGAAGCUGUGCGAGUUCCCCAAGACCAUCUCCUACUGCAAGACCUGCCUCAGCCUGCCCGGCACCAUGGCAGGCGCGCGGCUCGGGGGCCAGGUCAGCCUGAGCAUGGGCAACGCCUUCCUAGGCCUGAGCCUCUUCCAGAAGGCCCUGGAGAGCUUCGAGAAGGCCCUGCGCUAUGCCCACAACAACGACGACACCAUGCUGGAGUGCCGCGUGUGCUGCAGCCUGGGCAGCUUCUACGCGCAGGUCAAGGACUAUGAGAAAGCCCUGUUCUUUCCCUGCAAGGCGGCAGAGCUCGUCAACGACUAUGGCAAAGGCUGGAGCCUCAAGUACCGGGCCAUGAGCCAGUACCACAUGGCUGUGGCCUACCGCCUGCUGGGCCACCUGGGCAGCGCCAUGGAGUGUUGUGAGGAGUCCAUGAAGAUUGCACUGCAGCACGGGGACCGGCCACUGCAGGCACUCUGCCUGCUCUGCUUUGCUGACAUCCACCGGAGCCGUGGGGACCUGGAGACCGCCUCCCCCAGGUACGACUCCGCCAUGAGCAUCAUGACCGAGAUUGGAAACCGCCUGGGGCAGGUGCAAGUGCUGCUGGGCGUAACCAAGUGCUGGGUGGCCAGGAAGGCACUGGACAAGGCUCUAGAUGCCAUCGAGAGAGCCCAGGACCUGGCUGAGGAGGUUGGGAACAAGGUCAGAUCUGAAUCUGUCUCAUGGACCAGGGGUUCUGAGGAGAACCCCUCAGACCUGGGCGACCCUGAGCCCUGCCUGACCCCCAGCCCCAGCCCUGGGCGGGGGCGGGGGCGGGGAGGACACGUCAUCCUACGAGGGGAUUCCUCAGAGCCUCUGAGCAUCACUAGUCUCCAGGCGGUGGCUUCCAGUCCCGAGAGCCGGAAGCACAGCUUCAAUAGGUGUCACUUCCUGUCCUGUCUCUCAGGUGGCACCGUGGCCCUGUUACUGAGAAGCCCAGUGCAGCUCAGAGUCACAGAUGUCCCUCACCCGCCCCCUGCCCUGGGUCAGGCCAACCGGGUUCCUUCCACAGCGAAUGUGGCGUCUCCACAUUCAGUGCAUCACCACGUCCAGCCCAGAUGCAGGGCCAGGCUCAGCGGUAUGAGGCUUCCAGAAACCUGCAGUCGCUCCUGGGCCCACUGCGCUCGCCUUUGGCGAUGUAGACUCAGGUUCCUGGGGUCCAGCUGCUAGAAAUGUGGGUGAAGACAGGAAAGAAAGGUGCUGUGGUUAAGGCCAGGCCACAGAUGGGGGCCCUAAAAUCCUCCAGAGAACGAGUAACCGGCAACCUCUGCUCUCCUACCCCAUUCUGCUGGACCGAACCCAGGCCCAGAGAGGCUGGGCGUGCUGGCCCUCUGUCAGGCGGGCAGGCAGGGCAGGGCUGGGCUGCACAGCACCGACCUGGUCCCCGUCCCCGUCCCUUGUCCCCGCCAGCUGAGCCAGCUGCGGCUUCACCGGCUGGCCGAGGACAUCUGCCGCAGCAAGGGGCUGCAGCGGGAGGUGCGCGCCCACGUCGUGCGCUUCCACGCAUGCGUGGAGGAGACCGAGCUCUACUGCGGGCUGUGCGGCGAGGCCAUCGGUGAGCAGA